Messenger RNA from Micropterus dolomieu (smallmouth bass), 1421 nucleotides. RefSeq names its product butyrophilin-like protein 2. NCBI's taxonomy places the organism in Eukaryota, Metazoa, Chordata, Actinopteri, Centrarchiformes, Centrarchidae. The record is from RefSeq and is a predicted model, not a curated record. The transcript has 5 exons. The annotation marks the transcript as partial.
UGCCGUUGAUUUCUAUCACAGAAAUCGUAGCCCUGGCUGGCGAGGAUGUCAGUUUGCCAUGUCACCUUAAACCUGCAGUUGGUGCCAGUUCUGAGACAGUGGUGUGGACCAAACCUGGUUUGGACCCAAACUACAUCCAUGUUCAAAAAGAUGGACGACUUAUGUGUCAGAGCCAAAAUCCAUCCUAUCAUUAUCGUACAAGACUGUUUAAGGAUGAACAUGGAAACAUCUUCCUGAAACUCUUUGCUGUGAGAAUCUCUGACUCAGGAAAAUACUUUUGUUUCCUUCCAUCAAUACAGAAAAAAGCUUCCGUCCAACUUACUGUUGUUUCCAAUUGCGAGAAGUCAAGGCUGAUUUGUUCACAUCAACCAAUCGUAGCCCUGGCUGGUGAUGAUGCCAUUUUGCCAUGUCGGCUUGAACCUGCAGUCAGUGCCAGUUCCAAGACAAUAGUGUGGACCAAACCUGAUUUAAUCCCAAAGUACAUCCAUGUUCACCAUGAAGGACAAAUUAUGUGUCCGAGACAAAAUCCAUCUUAUAUUAACCGAACAAAUCUCUUUGAGCAAGAACUGAAAAAUGGAAACCUCUCCCUGAAACUCAGCUCUGUAAAAAUCCAGGAUGCAGGAAAAUACUUUUGCCAACUUCAAUCAAUGCAGGAGGAAGCUUCCACCCAACUCACUGUUGGUGCUGUCUCCACGCCCAUCAUACAGGUUGUCUUAGAUAACAGUGACACUGUGGUGUUACAGUGUGAGUCUGAAGGCUGGUAUCCAGAGCCUGAGGUGUUUUGGCUGGACGGUGAGGGAAACCUCCUCUCUGCUGGACCUACAGAGACAGUCAGAGGUCCUGAUGACCUCUAUACUGUCAGCAGCAGAGUGACUGUGGAGAAUAGACACAGCAACAACUUCACCUGUAGAGUCCAACAGAAGGACAUCAACCAGACCAGAGACACUCACAUCCAGGUUACAGCUCUGUCAGAGUUGAUUUGUUCACGUCAACCAAUCGUAGCCCUGGCUGGUGAUGAUGUCAUUUUGCCAUGUCACCUUGAACCUGCAGUCAGUGCCGGUUCUGAGACAGUGGUGUGGAACAAACCUGAUUUGGACCCAAAGUACAUCCAUUUUCACCACGAUGGACGACUGAUGUAUCAGUUUCAAAAUCCAUCUUACAAUUAUCGUACAAGACUGUUUGUGGAUGAACUGACUAAAGGAAACGUCUCUGUGAAAAUCUUCAGCGUGAAAAUCUCUGACUCAGGAAAAUACUUUUGUUUCCUUCAAUCAUUGCAGAAGGAAGCUUCCAUCCAACUCACUGUUGGUGUUGUCUCCACACUAAUCAUACACGUUGUCUCAAAUAACAGCAGCAGUGUGGUGUUACAGUGUGAGUCUGCAGGCUGGUAUCCAGAGCCUGAGGUGUUUUGGCUGGACGGUGAG